This is a messenger RNA of Nerophis ophidion (straightnose pipefish), 2952 nucleotides long. It is a transcript of the gene spaw, whose product is annotated as southpaw. Lineage: Eukaryota; Metazoa; Chordata; Actinopteri; Syngnathiformes; Syngnathidae. The record is from RefSeq and is a predicted model, not a curated record. Gene Ontology annotation, cellular component: extracellular region. Gene Ontology annotation, molecular function: type I activin receptor binding; growth factor activity; cytokine activity. Bases 1773 to 2873 code for a protein of 366 amino acids. The transcript has 3 exons. Gene Ontology annotation, biological process: BMP signaling pathway; SMAD protein signal transduction.
AUGUUUAAAAAAUAAAUUUUCAUUUUUUUCAUGUUUUCUCCUCAUUUAGACCGUUCAAUUGUUUUUUUUUUUUCAUCAUUUAUUCUCUACAAAAAACCUUCCGUAGAAGGAAAAAAAAUGUACGACGGAAUGACUGACAGAAAUACCCUUUUUUAAAUAUAUAUAUAUAUUUAUCUUUUUCUAUAUAUAUUUAUUGUGAGAAAUCAUUAAGAUGAUCAGUGUUUCCACAAAGAUAAAUAUCAUUAAUUUUUAUUAAUAACAUAGAGUUAAAGGUAAAUAGAGCAAAUUGGCUAUUUCUGGCAAUUUAUUUAAGUGUGUAUCAAACUGGUAGCCCUUUGCAUUAAUCAGUACCCAAGAAGUAGCUCUUGGUUUCAAAAAGGUUGGUGGCCCCUGAUUUAUACUAUGCAAGCGAGUAACAACCUGUGAUUACCGGCUGAAAAUCCAUAAUAAAAAAAGAAAAAAACAUACACGUCGCACUAGAGUACAAGUUACAUUUUUGGGGGAAAUUUGUUUGAUAAAAUCCAACACCAAGAAUAGACAUUUGAAAGGCAAUUUAAAAUAAAUAAAGAAUAGUGACCAACAUGUUGAAUAAGUGUAUGUUAUAUAACACAUAAAUAAUGAAUUGGGAUUGUUAACGUAACCUACAGUAUUAUGGUAAGAGUCAUUCAAAUAACUAUAACAAAUAGAACAGUGGUCCUCAAAUGGGGGUACGCGUACCCCUGGGGGUACUUGAAGGUAGGCCAAGGGGUGCGUGAGAUUUUUCAAAAACAUUCUAAAAAUAGCAACAAUUCAAAAAUCCUUUAUAAAUAUAUUUAUUGAGUAAUAAUAUUCAUAAAAUAUGAAUGUAAGUUCAUUAACUUUGAAAAGAAAUGCAACAAUGAAAUAUUCAGUGUUGACAGCUAGAUUUUUUGUGAAGAAAUGUUUGGAAUUAAGUUCAUGAAUCCAGAUGGAUCUCUAUUACAAUCCCCAAAGAGGGACCUUAAAGUUGAUGAUUACUUCUAUGUGUAGAAAUCUGUAUUUAUAAUUGAAUCACUUUUUUAUUUUUCAACAAGAUUUUAGUUAUCUGUAUAUCUUUUUUUCCAAAUAGUUCAAGAAAGACAACUACAAAUGAGCAAUAUUUUGCACUAUUUUACAAUUUAAUAAAUCAGAAAAUGAUGACAUAGUGCUGUAUUUUACUUCAUCUCUUUUUUUCAACCAAAAAUACUUUGCUCUGAUUAGGGGGUACUUGAAUUAAAAAAAAUGUUCACAGGGGGUACAUCACUGAAAAAAGGUUGAGAACCACUGAUAUAGAACAUGCUAUACGUUUACCAAACAAUCUGUCACUCCUAAUCGCUAAAUCCAAUGAAAUCUUCUUCCUCGGUGUCGCUUCUAAAUAAUAUUAUUUGUUAUUUUAAGGUAACGUGUUAAUAAUUUCACAUAUAAGUCGCUCCAGAGUAUAAGUCGCACGCCCAAAAAAACCUGCGACUUACAGUCCUAAAAGUACGGUUAUCAUGAUUAAGUGUUGUUUAUGAACUGAUCCAAGCUUUUGAUUGGAUGUGAAAUCUCAGGCAUUUUGCCAGGACAAUGAACUUGGCUAAAUGUCUUCAGGAGGUGUCUGUGAUGUGCUCUGGUGAUCUUUAGGAUGUCUUGCAGGCCUCAGGGGUCAUCAAGGGCCAGCUGUGAGCUAUAAAAGGGGGCUUGUCUGCAGCCUCACCCGCACCUCACUUUCAGCCUGAGAGCAGCCGAGGGAAGGAAGGGAAGAUCUUCACCGCUCGUUAGCUUUCUUCUUCCAAAUGGAACCCAGGACCCUUUUCUUGCUACUUUUCCUGCUGUCUCAGCGUCACGCGGCGGCCGGGGACGUGGCCCCCCACCGCGGCGGCAGGUUCCCAACGUACAUGAUGCAGCUCUACCGCUCCUUCAGGGACGCCGGUGGCUCGUCGACGGCAGCUGUCAACAGUUCAGACGGCGGCGGGACCGCGCGAGAGUCCGACUCCAUCCUCAGUCUGAUGGCGAAGGGUUGCCAUCAAGCGGGGGACAGAUGGGUCGUCGCGUUUGACAUGUCGUCCAUCUCCGCCGCCGACAGGGUCCACCUGGCCGAGCUCCGCGUCAGACUUCCAGGCGUGUCCGCCUCCAAGCGUGCCGUUGUGGACUUAUACCACUCUGGUGAGGAUGAGCGCCGCUUCCUGGGCAGCAUCGCCGCAUCAGCUGGGAAGUCUUCCUGGAAGGUUUUCAACGUCAGCGCCCUGUUGAAGCGCUGGCUCUCCCAGGGAGGGUCCGCCCAGGAGGCCUCGGGAGAGCCUGGGAGCGGUUCUGGGGACUACGGGGAUUUACCCACCUUUGAGAAUCCAAGAAAGCCGGCGUCGGGCAGCAACCGAGCGAUGAUGCUGAUCUUCUUCAAACAUGACGUCCCUCAGGAGGCCGGCAGUCUCAUCCACACGGUGGAACACUCCAAGUACGUCGGCAUGGGGACGAGUGGCGGCAACCACCAAAAUCGGCGCCAUAAAAGGAACAAGAUGGAGAGCGUGAGGAAGGUGGCGGCCCCCAAGGUCACUGCGGCGCCGUCACCCGGUGGUGUGCGCCGUCCUCUGUGUCGCAAGGUGGACAUGUGGGUGGACUUUGAGCACAUUGGCUGGGACGAGUGGAUCGUCCACCCGAAGCGCUUCAACGCUUAUCGGUGCGAGGGCGAGUGUCCGAUACCCUUGGAUGAGAGCUUCCGCCCUACCAACCACGCGUACAUGCAGAGCCUCCUCAAACAUCAUCACCCGGAGAGGGUGAACUGCCCAUCCUGCGUGCCCACGCACCUCAGUCCUCUGUCCAUGUUGUACUACGAGAACGACGACCUGGCCCUGCGUCAUCACGAAGACAUGAUCGUAGAAGAGUGUGGCUGUCACUGACAACAUGCUUUCAUCUAUUUAUACACCAUGUAUAUGUUGUACAUAAAAUAUCCAAAAUAUAUUAAAACAUUUUAUUUUC